UGCACUCACGACAUCAAUGUGCAACAGUGAGCAGACAGUGGAAUACACUCUGGAUUUUACGGAGGUGGGUGGUGCUGGUGGAACGGUGACUGAAAUACAAUUCUCGUACACUAACCACGCCGAAUUUGAAGACGCGGCCGAGAAAACGGACACUCCAAAUGUCGAUGAUAUAGAAGACAUUCCAAUUGCUGCCUAUGACUCUGACUCAACAGGCCUUAGGACUGUAACUGUAGCUCAAGAAGACCUUGCAGAUUGUUCAAGUUAUACUCAUCUGUGCGCCGUAAUAGUUGCUGAAGAUAGUUCAACACUCGCAGAAGCAAGUACAGACAACAACGAUGCGUGUCUUCCAUUAGAUAGUUCCAAUACUAUUACAAGUACUACUACCACUACAAAUACUGAUACUCCAGACAACAGUACUACUACUGAUACUCCAGACGACGCCACUGCAGGUAGUGUGACAUCUACAGUUUCAAUAUUCCUUGCAUGGUCACUUGUUACCUUGGCAGUCAUAGUGAAACAGUGAAUCUCCUUAGGAUUUGUGCACUGACCGGCCUGAUUCGCAAAACGUCCACUAGCCAACAAAACCAAUCACUGGUGGAUUAUCUCUGCUACUAAAUUAUUAUUACGAUAUCAUCCUUCCAUACACAACAUGUUAAUGAAGAUUCAAUGAUGAAUAUUACUAUAAUUAUAAUCACGUUGAUAUAAUAAUAUAUGUGUAACACCAUGGGCUAAAAUUUUUCUAUAACUGUUUGUGUGUAUUUAUGAGUUAGUGG
Saccoglossus kowalevskii is the source of this 773-nucleotide messenger RNA. Its product is annotated as cell wall protein IFF6-like. The record is from RefSeq and is a predicted model, not a curated record. NCBI's taxonomy places the organism in Eukaryota, Metazoa, Hemichordata, Enteropneusta, Harrimaniidae.